UCCAGUUGAACGUCGACGCGCUGACUCAUGUUUUCUCCUCAUAUUUCGCAAAAAUCAAUAAACAUUUCUGCAUUAUUUUUUCCCCGCUGUUUUCCUACAUGUAAUAUUUCUCCUUUGAGUUUUUAAAUUUUACAAAUUGUGUAUCCCACGGCAAAACGGAUGGAAGUCAGAUUGACUGGUUCGCGAAGUGGUGCAGAAGAAAUCUGAGGUGUCGGUAAUAUUAUGCGGGAUUUAUUCGGGAUUUGGAUCGGCCGGAAGCAGCUGAUUUGAUUUGGUAUUUUUAUUACUUUUUAAUUGGGAAAAAUGGAUGGACCGACGAGUCCGUCGAUUAUGGGCGCGGAGAACCCGAAGUUCAGUACGCUGGAGCGCCGCCAAGGCCAGGCCAUGUCGGAUUCGGAGAGUAUGGAUCUGGGCCAGUCGCCCGGGGAUCCCAUGUCGGCCAGUAUGAUGUCAGCCCGCAAAUCAAAAGAUGGGUUGUCGCGGGAGGAACGGAUGAAGGUGGUCCGCGAGCGGCAGUUGGAGGAACACAAACGGCGUCUGGAUGAGCUGCGUGCGGCACAGAUGCAGGCCAUGCGCGCCAAGAAGCAGCUGGACACGGAGCGCCGCCGGCGGGUCGAAGAGAUGAAGAGCAAGGAGGAGCAGCGCCGCGCCGCCGUCGAGGAGCGCCGGCGACGCAUCGAGGACGCCGAGCGGAACCGACGCGAGGCUAUUCUGCGCAAGCACGAGGAGAUCUUUGAGCGCAUCGAGCAGAAACGCCGGCAGCACGAAAGUCGGCGGGCCGCUUAUGGAAUUCAGCAGACCAACGGCGACAGCUUCAACGUGCAUCCCUCGCGCCGCGCCAUCUCCGUCGGCGUCUUGUCGGGACGCGGCAGUCUCAUGUCGCGCAGCUACCACCAGAGCCAUACUUUCUCACCCGGGUCCCUGCAGAGCGCCCGUUAUCACACGUCGCCGAGCACGCCCAGCCGCGCCGGCGGUGAUCGCUUGCUGGAGUCUGUCUCCGGGAAUUCUUCAGAGAUUUCUCCAGUGCACACGGGACGUCACGGGAAGCACUUCCGCAUCACCCACUCCCACCCGCCCCCCACCCAGCGCAACCGCGCCCCCGACCGCCCCCCGCGACCCCCCACCACCGCCCGGACACCCUCCAACCCGAUGUCGGCGUCCUUCCACACGGACGGCUCCAAAACCGAGCGCGCCCCGCGGCGCCCCACCACGCUGAUCACGCGCAUCCGCGACGACAGCGACCUGCCCAAGCUGACCACCUCCCGCUCCACCGACACCUUCAAGGUCAUGUCCAAACGCUCGCAGAGCGCCAGCAACGUCAACCGCAAAGCGGAGUCCUCCCCGGAGAAGGAGGUGGUCCCAGAGGAUUCGGAGAAGGCGGGGAAGGGGAAGAAGAUCAUUUCGGAGGCGGAGGCCAAGGCGGCGUUGGCGGAGAAGCGGAGAUUGGCGCGACUGAAGGUGGAAGCGGAGCGGAGGGACUUGGGGACCCCCAGUUCGCGCGGGGUGGAUGAGUCGGUGUCGCCGUCGCACCCGGCGGAGGAGGAGGGGAAGGAGGAGAUAAGGAAGAGUGGGCGGAGUCAGUCGAUUGUUAUGUUCGAGCAGGAUGAGGCCCGGAUGGAGGCGGCGCGGUCGGUUGAGGAUCUGGUGGUGACGCCGCCUGCGGAGGCGGUUACGGCGACACCGCCCGCGGAGACGGUUACGGUGGUCAGCGAGGUGCAAGACGAGAUGCCGGCGGAAGUUGUGGAAGAGAAACCCGCGGAAGAAGUCCAGCCUGUCGUUGAACAGAUUACGGAUGAACCGCCGAUGAUGAUGACGAUGGAAACGGAGACGGUUGUCCAGCCGGAUGUGAUUCCUAAUCAGAAGGUGGAGUCGCGUACCGCCACCCCACCGGCUGAGGAGGAAGUGGUCUCCCCACCCGUCGCGCCCCUCCCCACCGCCACCGUGGUGCGGGAGGACGACGACGCGGAACGGCUGCGACAGGAGACCGAGCGCCGUCGUCUGGAGAUGGAGCAGCGCGAGGAGGAGGAGCGCAUUCUCCGCCGACAGCGUCUGGAGGCCAUCAAACGGCUGACCAAGGGCGCGGCGGCGCCCACCACCCCCGCCGAGCGUCUGGUGUCCCCGGCGGCGGAGAAGCCGAGCGCGACGGACGCCCUGGAGAACGCCCGCAAGUUAUUGCAGCGCCGCGGGUUGGGCAGCGGCGCCGAGUCGCCCGUGACCACCCCCGGGGAGCCGGAGGAGGGCAAGGUCAAUGGCAUCGGGACAAACGGCGUGAAGGACGCGUUAUCCCUGGAGCUGGACCCCUUUGCGCCCAACGGCUGGACGCCGGUGCCGGACGAGCACCGCCAUGCAGCCAAUCACGUGACAAUGGCCAACAGCGAUCUGCUUCUCAAUUUUGAGUGAUUUCCCGCACGUUCACGGAAUUUUCAAGGAUUUUCGGACGGCGCACGGUCGCUUGAGUUUUUCAACGGUUUUCUGACGGUUUUAUGGCGUUGAACGGAAUGUUGUAUGUACAUGCGUUUUCAUAUAGCGUGUUCUGAAUUAUUACCGUUUUUUCUGUUUUUGCCGGAUGCUUUCGUUAGAGCUGCUUUGAUACUGACUGUGAUAAGGGGCUGUAUGUUUUAUUCUCUACCCGAAUUACGCUGCAAAUAAAAUGUGGGUUGAACGA
Messenger RNA from Paramacrobiotus metropolitanus, 2665 nucleotides. RefSeq names its product ensconsin-like. The record is from RefSeq and is a predicted model, not a curated record. The transcript is spliced from 9 exons. Bases 304 to 2400 code for a protein of 698 amino acids. NCBI's taxonomy places the organism in Eukaryota, Metazoa, Tardigrada, Eutardigrada, Parachela, Macrobiotidae.